This is a messenger RNA of Galeopterus variegatus (Sunda flying lemur), 2403 nucleotides long. It is a transcript of the gene WHAMM, whose product is annotated as WAS protein homolog associated with actin, golgi membranes and microtubules. Lineage: Eukaryota; Metazoa; Chordata; Mammalia; Dermoptera; Cynocephalidae. Bases 1 to 1926 code for a protein of 641 amino acids. Gene Ontology annotation, biological process: Arp2/3 complex-mediated actin nucleation; endoplasmic reticulum to Golgi vesicle-mediated transport. Gene Ontology annotation, molecular function: Arp2/3 complex binding; actin binding. Gene Ontology annotation, cellular component: cytoplasm; endoplasmic reticulum-Golgi intermediate compartment membrane. The record is from RefSeq and is a predicted model, not a curated record. The transcript is spliced from 10 exons.
AUGGAGGACGAGCAGCCCGACAGCUUGGAGGGCUGGGUGCCGGUCCGCGAGGACCUCUUUGCCGAGCCCGAGCGGCACCGGCUGCGCUUCCUUGUGGCCUGGAACGACGCAGAGGGCAAGUUCGCGGUUCUUCAAGAACACGGAAAAGCCAACACCAUGGUAGCAUUAAUGAAAGCUUAUGAUGAGGAAGAUGAAACAUACCAGGAAUUCGUUACUGCAGCAACCAUGUUCUUCCAGUAUUUACUGCAGCCAUUUAGGGAUAUGCGAGAAGUCGCAACUUUAUGUAAGCUUGAUAUUUUGAAGUCCUUGGAUGAGGAUGACCUGGGUCCUAAAAGGAUAGUUGCCCUGCAGAAAGAAGCCAAAGAAUGGACCAGACAGGCUGAAGAAGCUGUUGCCUCUAUUCAAGAUAUCACAGUGAAUUAUUUUGAGGAAACAGUGAAAGCAUUAGCAGGAAUGCAGAAACAAAUGGAACAGGAUGGAGAGAGAUUUGGCCAGGCUGCCUGGGCUACUGCAAUUCCCAGAUUAGAAAAACUCAAGCUAAUGCUAGCUCGGGAGACUCUGCAACUCAUGAGAGCCAAAGAGUUGUGUUUAAAUAACAAAAGAAGCGAAAUUCAGGGAAAGAUGGAAGAUCUUCCAGAACAAGAAAAAAAUAUAGAUGUUGUAGAUGAAUUAGAAAUACAGUAUUAUGAAAUUCAAUUAGAACUGUAUGAGGUUAAAUUGGAGAUAGUAAAAAAUGAAGAAAUACUUCUUAUUACACAGUUGGACUCUAUUAAAAGACUUAUAAAAGAGAAACGUGAUGAAGUUGUCUAUUAUGAUCCAUGUGAAAGUCCAGAGGAACUUAAAGUCAUUGAUCAUGUGGUGGGGCUGCAGGACACUAAGAAUUUGGAGGUGAAAGAACUCAGCCAGCAGUGCCAGCGGCUGGAGUCUAAACGAGGCAGGAUCUGUGCCAGAAGAGCCUAUCUCAGGAACAGAAAGGAUCAAUGCAAAGAAAAUCAUCGGCUCAGAUUACAACAGGCUAAAGAAAGUAUAAGAUAUUUUCAUCAGCAUCAUAGUAUUCAGAUGAAAAGAGAUAAGAUAAAAGAAGAGGAGCAAAAGAAGAAAGAAUGGAUAAACCAAGAGCGCCAGAAAACGCUCCAACGAUUGAGAGCAUUUAAAGAGAAAUGUCCAGCUCGGUCUGCACUCAAAAACUCUUGCUUGAGACCUGUGGCUCCAAACCUGCCAGGGGGCUGUCCCCAGCAGAUGUCCUCACCAGCCUCUAAGCCACUGUCAGCAAUUCACCUGCCCUCCAGGAAAACCAGAGGUGCUCCCUUAUGUGAAGUUAGUAAUGUGAAAACCCCGGAGUGUCAAGACUGUCUUGGAAAUAUCCCUGUCCAGAUUUUUGUUCCAGUUGGUGACCAAACGCAUUUCAAAUCCAGUGAGGAAUUGUCACUGCUACCACCACCAUCACUACCUCCUCCUCCUCCUCCACCCCCACCGCCCCCUCUCCCUGCUCUGUCCUUGUCUUCUCAAGCUGCAGCUCAUUGGAACUUAAGCUUCAGGACUUCAGGAAAAGAUGAUCAGCCACUUCCUCUAGUGUGUGAAUCACCUGCUGAAAAACCACAUGAUCCCCUGGAAAGUUUUCAAUGCCCAGUUUCAGGCUCUAUGGAUGCGGUGCUGGCCUCCUUAAGGCAGAACAAAACCCCUCUCCGGAAGGUGGACGUGCCUGCAGUGCCCGCUCCCCACGUCUCAGUCAGUGAGCACAUUCUGGCCGCCAUAAGGCAAGGGGUCAAGCUGAAGAAAGUUCACCCAGACUUUGGCCCGAGCCCCAGCAGCAAGCCAGCCAGUGACCUUGAGAGGAGCAUCAAGGCAGCGCUCCAGAGAAUCAAGAGAGUGUCUGCUGACUCAGAGGACAGUGAUGAGCACAGCCCUGGCGAGUGGGACCACUAAGCUCUUCUCCGGGUUUGACUAAGGCACCGCCGCAGCGCGCGUGAAUGAAGCAAGGUGGGCCAAGGCCUUUUCCUGAAAAGCUCGUGAGCACGGGGUGCUGCUGCUUUCAGUUGACGUUGUGGCUCUUAAAACUGGGGAAGGAAGCAGAGAAGUGGCGACUCACACACUGACCCACAGCUGAGAGAGAAAACGCACGGCAAGUGUCGCCGGCAUCAGGGAAGAGCAUGUAUGUUUCACAAGUGGUAACCUAGACUCAUUCCCUGAUGCUGGAGGACGUUUACUUUGGCAUACUCCACUACUCACAUGUCCUCCUGUGUGUAGGGAUUAGUGGUUUCUCACAUUUAAAGAUUUCAAUGUGAACGUCAUUUUAGCAAUAAUCAGAAUAAAUUGCUGAUAUUUAGAAAUUAUUUUAGAUAUUUAAAUGAAGUUUAUGUAUCAAGCACUACAUAAACUCAUAAUAAAUAAUUAUUUAUAAUG